This is a messenger RNA of Culex pipiens pallens (northern house mosquito), 3065 nucleotides long. Its product is annotated as protein FAM91A1. Lineage: Eukaryota; Metazoa; Arthropoda; Insecta; Diptera; Culicidae. The record is from RefSeq and is a predicted model, not a curated record. Bases 266 to 2860 code for a protein of 864 amino acids. The transcript has 9 exons.
GAGAGAAGCAAAAACUCUCGCUUUUCGCAAUCAGUCAAAAUUAUUCAUUCCGUCACUCUCUUUAGUUUUUCCCCUAAAAUCUAAUCAAAGCAGGAACCAAAGUUUUUAAAACAAACAAAAGUGUUUUUUUCCUCGGAAUUCCCUCACUCACUGCUCGCUCCGAAAUGGCCACCCAGAAUGGCGGUGCCAGUUGGUGAGGUAGGUUCGCGGUGCAGCCGGGAGUGAUUGCGUGGCGUAAAAAACGAUCCCUCCAGGAACGACCACGAUGAGUCCCCAGCAUAACAUUAUGCUCGACGUGGAGCAAAACAUCCGUGCCAAGGUCGGCUGGAAGGUUCUGCCCCUGGAGUUGAAGAAGGCACUCAAUGAAAAUGAAAAACGAUAUGAGAAGAUGAUUCUGGAGUACAGCUUAAAGAAUCAGCUGCGCUACCGAGGCAAUCUGGUGCACACAAUUUUUGGCCACGAAAAGCAGUACUACGAGCGGCUGAUUGAAGAGAAUAUCCGCGCCCUGCACCUGUUUCCGUACCAUCUGGCCGACAUCGUGACCAAGGGCUUGCGGUUGACGCCGUUCAACUACUACGCUGACAUGCUCGCAUUCCUGCUGAACCACGACAAAAACUACGACUCGCUGCCCAACUUUACCGCCGCGGACUGCCUCCGGGUGGUCGGCAUCGGUCGCAACGAGUACCUGUCCAUUUCGAGCGACCUAAAGACGAGCUCACCGAAGCUGUUCUUCAAACCGAACCCGUACUACCUGCUGCCCAAGUUCCCGCGCCGGAUCAUCAUCGAGCACUGGUGGAAGGUUGAGGUGGGGUACGUGCUGGAAUCGGACGUGCAGACGUUGUCCUCGGAGGAGUUGGCCGUUUUGGAUCGGUUGAUUGACUAUGGUGCUCAAACGGCUGGAUCUUUGGACUAUGAAGUGGUGCAUCGGUUGUAUAGGAGAGGGUUGAUCUACUUGGACGUUCCAAUCAGCGGUGAGGACAAGAUUAGCAUUCCGCCGUUGCAGAACUUUGUGAUGAACCGGGUUAGCGGGGAUCACUUUGAGAGUUUGCUGUACAACGUGUUCGUUACGGCGGACGAGCAGUCGACGAUCGCGGAUUUGGCGCAGAUCUUGCAGGUUCCGCUGGAUACGGUGAAGCAGGCAACGUCGCUGUUUUGUCGGUUGAACUUUGCCCGGCGUAAGCAGAGCUGCGUGGUUAAUGCUGGGGAACCGCACGAGAGUUGGCGUAACGCGAGACGGGAGCAGCAGAACCAGCCGGGUCGUACCAUCUUCAACUAUCACUCGCUGCUGCUUAGUCAGGAUUCCGUUGAGAGCGAUUUGAGUGAGUUUGGUCGAGGGGGGGAGGAUAGUCCAAGUCCGGCGGAGGAUAGUCCGGGGGAUUUCAGUACAAUGUCGGACGCUGUGAGGGAGGAGAGCGUUCCGCGAUCACCGGACGCGAAGCGGGUUGGAUUCGUGUUCGAUUCUACGCUGACGGCGUUCCUGAUGAUGGGGAAUUUGUCGCCUGGUUUGAAGACCCACGCCGUUACGCUGUUCGAGGUUGGCAAGCUUUGUGACGAAGGCAUGAACGACUUUUUGCGGGAGCUGGAGAAGGUUUCGAUUCUGGACGCUGAUGGAGAGGGGGAAGUUAGUCGGUACUUUCAUCAUGCCAUAAUCCUGCGAUCGACAAUCGUCGCGUUGAAGAACGUGUUGAACACAGAGCUGGACCUGCUCCGGCUGGAGAGUUUGGAAGCACUGGACUUUAAGACCCGCAACCGACUCCUGGAGAAGAAGUACAAAUUCCUGAUUGCGGCGGCGCCCCUCUCCGGUGUCCUGUCGGUGCCAUUCACCAUUCCGUUCUUCGGUCAGUUCUACCGUACGUCCACCAACUCGCACAUCUGGUCCAAGCUGUUCUACUACCACAUGGGCGCUUACGGUCCGCCCAGCUUGCUCCUCACCAAGGGAACCGUCCUGACGCAUCUGCCGCGGCUGUUCCUCGGCUACGGCAAGCUGCUCAUCACCAUCGUCCACACGGAAUCGUUCGUGCUAAACUCGGAGAAGUUUGCGUCGCUCAACGAGCACUUGAAGAACGGGUGCGUCCUGAUCCAGGGCUACGGCAUCAAACAGCCGGCCGAAACGCACUACGAGGUGUUUCCCUUUUCCGAGGGAGCCUCAAACAGCUGGAGUCGACACGCGGCCGUCCGGAAGCUGGCCAAGGUGCUGGAUCUGGAGCGGAGCUUUGGCUAUCUCACGUUCAUCCGGACGGGCGUUCCGGACUACGGAUGCGAAUCCUACAACGAAAAUGUCCAGCUGACGCGAGACAAGGGCAAACCUGCCAAGGAGAAGGUCGCCGCGCAAAAGGAACAUCCGAAGCCGACCCGUUCGGACACGAUCAGCUCGAUCGCGUCCAUCGAGAGCGAUGACGCGAGUCUGAUCGAGGACAUCCGGCGGAUACGGGUUGAGGAUGAGGCGGACAAUGCGCCAGAUGUUCCGGACGUUUCGGCCAUCAACGAAGAACUGGUGCAGCAGCUGGCCGACGCUAGCCGGAAUGCGGACUCCGAUUCGGAUUCGCGGGAACGGGCCGCCGGAAAUCGGAAGGAGGAAUGGACACUGCUGGAUGUCCACUUUGGAAUUCCGCUGUUUGACGUCGAUUGCAAUACCAGCAUUUGCCAAAAUAUCAUCCGGAAGCUGUGUUCGGAGGAGAACAUUGCCACCAUUCAAGAGGUCAACUCCCAGAUGGAGGCGCGUUACUUGAAGUUCAUAUCUCAAUGUUUGUACUUUGAGGACGAAAGUAUGGAGCUGGUGAAGCCGGGCAAGCUGGUGCCCAAGCCGCGCAUCUGUCUGGCGUUCGAGAGUGGCAAAAUCAGCAGUUGGAAUGGAAAGUAAAGCUCCACGACAAGCCAAAUCGUAAAGUCUAGUGAACCCAAAUUUUCCACGCACUUGUUACCAACCUUUAUAAUUUAACAUUCCUGCUUUGCCGCCUUCGUUUUUGCGCGCAGAAGCAGAAGAGUCUCCAUUUAUUUAUUUUUAAACAUUUCUUUUUGUAUUCCAACGCAUUUUACGAAUACAUUCCAGCGAUCGUGAAGAUUCU